AUGGAUCCUUCAACUGGCGCCUCAGGCCCAAACUCGUCCUCCACUGCCAGCCCUGGCACCGGCCCCAUCUCCCUCACCUCAAACAGCAUCCCCAUCAACUCCUCCAACGCCAUCAACAACUCCCCACCACAGUCUGGCUCUGCCCCUCAUGUCUCAGGGGCACACUCCAUCUCUGCCGCACAACCCCACUCCCUCCCCAAAAUGGAUCGCUCCGAAAUGAGAAAGGCAAAGGCCGUUAGCGACGCCAUUGACAAGGCCCUCCGCGCCGACAGGGAGAGGUUGCAAAAGGAACGGAGCGCAAAGCUUUUGAUCCUUGGCCCAUCUGAAACGGGCAAGACGACGGUUCUCAAACAGCUAAAGUUGCUUUAUGGUCGCAAGGGUCUGGAUGUGGAACGCCAAACAUACCGGAGGGUUGUCCAUCUGAAUGCGAUGAAGGCGAUCCAGGCGUUGUCAUACGGACUCCAAAAAUGCAACAUCCCGCUGGAAAAGUCUGAGAACAUUGUUCAUCUGGAGACGGUGAUGCGGCUGGAGACGACAUUGAAGCGGUACUCGAUCACAUCGAUUGGAUUCACCAACCCGGCCAUCCCCCGUAAGAUCACGGACGCAAAGGCGGAGACGGAUAUGUUUUUGGAUAUGGUUCCCGCCAUUAAGGCUCUCUGGGCAGACGACGGUAUCCAGGAAUGCUACCGUGUCGGAUCCAAUAUCAACCUCCAGGACUCAGCACAAUACUUUUUGGAUUCAGUAGAUCGUAUUGCAGAGCCAGACUACGUUCCCACAGACGAUGAUAUUUUGCAGGCACGCGUCAGGACCUUGGCCGUCUCUGAACACUACUUCAACAUUGACAGUGUUCUUUACAAGAUUUACGAUGUCGGUGGUCAAAAAUCGCUGCGAAAAUAUUGGGCUCCAUACUUCGAUGACGUCGAUGGUAUCAUCUUCAUGGCGGCGCUGUCGUCGUUCGACCAGUGCUGUGAGGAGGAUGAGCGGAUGAACCGGAUGAAGGAGUGUGUGGUGCUGUUUAACUCGGUCGCCAACCACAAGCUGUUUGCCGACACGGCGUUCAUACUGUUCAUGAACAAGAUCGAUGUCUUCCAGCGCAAGCUCGAUUCGGGGUCGUUGGUGAAGACACACUUUUCCGAGUAUGAUGGACCCAAUGAUUACGCCACCGCCUCGGCCUUCCUCCACAGUCGGUUCUUGCAGCAGUGCAAGGAUACCGCCAAGCAGAUCUAUACCCACUUUACCCAUGCCACUGAUACCAACCAGAUGAGGGUCAUUGUUGUGGCCGUGAACUCGAUCGUCCAACGGAUGAACCUUCGCAGUUCAGGGCUGUUGUAA
This is a messenger RNA of Linnemannia hyalina, 1332 nucleotides long. NCBI's taxonomy places the organism in Eukaryota, Fungi, Mortierellomycota, Mortierellomycetes, Mortierellales, Mortierellaceae. The record is from the annotation of a GenBank genome assembly.